AGAGUACAUGGUUUUGAGAGGAGUUUGGUUUUGAUGUAAGAGUACAUGGUUUUGAGAGGAGUUUGGCUUUGAUGUAAGAGUACAUGGUUUUGAGUGGAGAAUUUGGUUUUGAUGUAAGAGUACAUGAUUUUGAGAGGAGAGUUUGGUUCACAUAACUCAAGAUGCUGUGCCAUUUUAAUGGAACUCUGCUGAUCAGUGUACUCCCUCCACUGCUGGUGACGGAGAUUGUUUUGGGAAUCAUUGGCAAUGGUUUUGCUCUCUGGGUCUUCCUGAUCCACCUGAAGCCAUGGAAGAGCAGCACGGUGAUACUCUUCAACCUGGCAGCGGCUGAUUUUCUGCUCAUCUUGACUUUGCCUUUCCGUGCCAGCUACUACAUGUCCGGGCUCAGCUGGACGUUUGGAGCCGGUGUCUGCAAUAUCUGUCUCUUCAUGCUGGCAAUGAAUCGCACUGGGAGUACGUUCUUCUUGAUGGCCAUCGCUGUUGAUAGAUACAUGCGUGUUGUGCAUCCACAUCAUCCCAUCAACUCUAUAAGUGUCUCUAAAGCCAUGUUUGGAGCACUUGCAAUAUGGUUAGUCACCAUUUCAAUGACUGCUCAUAUCUUCACUUUAAAACAUGACAUGACCCACUGUGAAAGCUUCAGGAUUGACACUGAGCCCAACCAUAAUCUGAAUUGGCACAAGAUUGAGUUUCUCUUUUCCUUCUACUUUCCUUUGUUUGUGAUUCUCUACUGCACAUUCAACAUUAUUAGCCACCUGAGAGAGAGAAAGCUGGCCCAGCAUGCAAAGAUCAAGAAAGCUCUGUGCUUCAUCACACUAGUCGUGGUGGUCUUCAUCACUUGCUUCCUCCCAAGCAACAUCGUGCUGCUGCUGAUUUGGUUCAAGACCUCAAGAGGCACCCUAUCCGAAUCUGAAAUCUGUCCUGCUAUGGAGGACCUGAACUCUGGAUUUUACAUCUCCAUCAGCCUGACCAAUCUCAACAGUGUGUUAGAUCCUGUGGUCUACUACUUCUCCACCCCUGCCUUCAAGAACAUCUGCCGCAAAGUGCUUCACCUGCCCCAAGCAGAGCCCACUGGAACCACGGAGGGGAAAACCAGAGAAACCGGCUCCCAGUCGCUCAGUCAGCUGUGAUCCCUAAACCAAGGAAAUGAGCUGCAACUCCCGAGCUAAAAGUUCUGAUUAAAAGUAACACAAUUUUAUUUGCUGUUGCACUCAUAUGACAA
Scophthalmus maximus (turbot) is the source of this 1219-nucleotide messenger RNA. Its product is annotated as hydroxycarboxylic acid receptor 2-like. Gene Ontology annotation, biological process: G protein-coupled receptor signaling pathway. The transcript has a single exon. Lineage: Eukaryota; Metazoa; Chordata; Actinopteri; Pleuronectiformes; Scophthalmidae. Gene Ontology annotation, cellular component: membrane. Gene Ontology annotation, molecular function: G protein-coupled receptor activity. The record is from RefSeq and is a predicted model, not a curated record. The coding region runs from base 162 to 1127 and encodes 321 amino acids.